CCAGCCUCUGCAGACUCCGGACCCUGCAGCCCCAGUCGCCUUCUUCCCUUACUUCGACAGGACCUACCUGGGGGUGGCAGCCUCACUCAAUGGAGGCAAUGUGCUGGCUACGUUUGUCCACAUGCUUGUUCAGUGGAUGGCAGAUCUAGGGUGCACACUGGGCCACAGAGGAUCUGGAAAGGAUGAAGAAAUGGGACAGCUUAGAGUUGGGUGAAUCUGAGUGCUCACCCCAAGAGAACUCCUGCCUGGACCCUCCAGACAGAGACCCUAACUCCAAGCCGCCUCCAGCCAAGCCCCACAUCUUCACUUCCAAAAGUCACACCCGCCUUUUUGGGAAGGGUGACUCAGAGGAGGCUUCCCCUAUGGAUUGCCCUUAUGAGGAAGGCGGCCUGGCCUCCUGCCCUAUCAUCACGGUCAGCUCUGUCGUCACUAUCCAGAGGCCUGGGGAUGGCCCUGCUGCCUGUGUCAGGCAGUCAUCCCAGGACUCUGUCUCCAGCGGUGCUGAGAAGCUGCCCAGGCUCUAUGAUCGUAGGAGCAUCUUUGAAGCUGUGGCUCAGAGUAACUGCCAGGAGCUGGAGAGCCUGCUGGCCUUCCUGCAGAAGAGCAAGAAGCGCCUGACUGACAGCGAGUUCAAAGACCCAGAGACCGGAAAGACCUGUCUGCUAAAAGCCAUGCUCAAUCUGCACAACGGGCAGAAUGACACCAUUGCUCUGCUCCUGGACAUCGCCCGGCAGACUGACAGCCUGAAGCAGUUCGUAAACGCCAGCUACACAGAUAGCUACUACAAGGGUCAGACAGCACUGCACAUUGCCAUUGAAAGGCGGAACAUGGCACUGGUGACGCUCUUGGUGGAGAAUGGAGCAGACGUCCAGGCUGCCGCUAACGGGGACUUCUUCAAGAAAACCAAAGGGAGGCCUGGCUUCUACUUUGGUGAGCUGCCCUUGUCUCUGGCUGCAUGCACCAACCAGCUGGCCAUUGUGAAGUUCCUGCUCCAGAACUCCUGGCAGCCAGCAGAUAUCAGUGCUGGGGAUUCAGUGGGCAACACGGUGCUGCACGCGCUGGUGGAGGUGGCAGAUAACACAGCCGACAACACCAAGUUUGUGACAAACAUGUACAAUGAGAUCCUGAUCCUGGGGGCCAAACUCCACCCUACGCUGAAGCUGGAAGAAAUCACCAACAAGAAGGGGCUCACGCCGCUGGCUCUGGCUGCUAGCACUGGGAAGAUUGGGGUAUUGGCCUACAUUCUGCAGAGGGAGAUCCACGAGCCUGAGUGCCGGCACCUGUCCAGGAAGUUCACUGAGUGGGCCUACGGGCCCGUGCACUCUUCACUGUAUGACCUGUCCUGCAUUGACACCUGUGAGAAGAACUCAGUUCUGGAAGCGAUCGCCUACAGCAGCAGCGAGACCCCCAACCGCCACGACAUGCUUCUGGUGGAACCCUUGAACCGACUCCUGCAGGACAAGUGGGACAGAUUUGUCAAGCGCACCUUCUACUUCAACUUCUUUGUCUACUGCUUGUACAUGACCGUCUUCACCACAGCUGCCUACUAUCGGCCCGUGGAAGGCUUGCCCCCCUAUAAGCUGAAGAACACCGUCGGGGACUAUUUCCGAGUCACUGGAGAGAUCCUGUCUGUGUUGGGAGGAGUCUACUUCUUCUUCCGAGGGAUUCAGUAUUUCCUACAGAGGCGGCCGUCCCUCAGGAGUUUGCUUGUGGACAGCUACAGUGAGACACUUUUCUUUGUACAGUCGCUGUUCAUGUUGGUGUCUGUGGUACUGUACUUCGGCCAACGCAAGGAGUACGUGGCAUCCAUGGUGUUUUCCCUGGCCCUGGGCUGGACCAACAUGGUGUACUAUACCCGAGGAUUCCAGCAGAUGGGCAUCUAUGCUGUCAUGAUUGAGAAGAUGAUCCUCAGAGACCUGUGUCGAUUUAUGUUCGUCUACCUCGUGUUUUUGUUUGGAUUUUCCACAGCUGUAGUGACACUGAUUGAAGACGGCAAGAACAACUCCGUGCCAUCGGAGGCUGAAAUACACAAGUGGUGUGGGCCUUGCUGCAAGUCAAAGUACAAUUCCUACAACAGCCUGUACUCCACCUGCCUGGAGCUGUUCAAGUUCACCAUCGGCAUGGGCGACCUGGAGUUCACCGAGAACUACGACUUCAAGGCUGUCUUCAUCAUCCUGUUACUAGCCUAUGUGGUCCUCACCUACAUCCUCCUGCUCAACAUGCUUAUUGCUCUCAUGGGUGAGACUGUCAACAAGAUCGCUCAAGAGAGCAAGAACAUCUGGAAGCUGCAGAGAGCCAUCACCAUCCUGGAUACAGAGAAGAGCUUCCUGAAGUGCAUGAGGAGGGCCUUCCGUUCUGGCAAGCUGCUGCAGGUGGGCUUCACGCCUGAUGGCAAGGAUGACUACCGGUGGUGUUUCAGGGUGGAUGAGGUGAACUGGACUACCUGGAACACCAACGUGGGCAUCAUCAAUGAAGACCCAGGCAACUGUGAGGGCGUCAAGCGUACCCUGAGCUUCUCCCUGAGGUCAGGCCGAGUUUCAGGGAGAAACUGGAAGAACUUUGCCCUGGUUCCCCUUCUGAGGGAUGCAAGCACUCGAGACAGGCAUAGCACCCAGCCUGAGGAAGUGCACCUGAAGCAUUUCACAGGCUCCCUUAAGCCAGAGGAUGCUGAGCUCUUCAAGGAUUCCAUGGCCCCAGCAGAGAAGUGAGGGACACUAUGCAGGGGUCAAUGCUGGGCCUUUGGAUGGCCCGUUGCUCCUGU
This is a messenger RNA of Acomys russatus (golden spiny mouse), 2761 nucleotides long. RefSeq names its product sedoheptulokinase. Gene Ontology annotation, cellular component: cytosol; membrane. Gene Ontology annotation, biological process: carbohydrate metabolic process; calcium ion import across plasma membrane; cellular response to lipopolysaccharide. Lineage: Eukaryota; Metazoa; Chordata; Mammalia; Rodentia; Muridae. The transcript has 16 exons. The record is from RefSeq and is a predicted model, not a curated record. Gene Ontology annotation, molecular function: sedoheptulokinase activity; protein binding; calcium channel activity. Bases 183 to 2708 code for a protein of 841 amino acids.